GAGCCGGCGCCGCCCCGCGGUGUGUGAGGACUCGGAAAGGGAGCCCGGAGAGGCCCCCCCCCCCGCAGUGGUGACAGUUUCUAGAAGCCCGUCCCGGCGUCCUUUGCGGUCUCAACAUGGAGGAGCUGACCGUGGAAGUGCGCGGCUCCAACGGGGCCUUCUACAAGGGAUUUAUCAAAGAUGUCCAUGAGGAUUCACUCACAGUUGUAUUUGAAAACAAUUGGCAACCAGAGCGACAGGUUCCUUUUAAUGAAGUCAGAUUACCACCUCCACCUGAUAUCAAGAAAGAAAUAGGAGAAGGAGAUGAAGUGGAGGUUUACUCAAGAGCAAAUGACCAAGAACCUUGUGGCUGGUGGCUGGCAAAAGUUCGAAUGAUGAAAGGAGAGUUUUAUGUCAUUGAAUAUGCUGCUUGUGAUGCCACGUACAAUGAAAUAGUCACAUUUGAACGACUUCGACCUGUGAAUCAAAAUAAAACGGUCAAAAAGAACACGUUCUUUAAGUGCACAGUGGAUGUUCCUGAAGAUCUGAGAGAUGCGUGCGCUAAUGAAAAUGCACAUAAGGAUUUUAAGAAAGCUGUAGGAGCUUGUCGAAUUUUCUACCAUGCUGAAACUACGCAGUUAAUAAUACUGUCUGCCAGCGAAUCAACAGUGAAGAGAGUAAAUAUAUUGAGUGACAUGCAUUUGCGCAGCAUUCGUACCAAGCUAAUGCUCAUGUCAAGAAAUGAAGAAGCCACAAAACACUUAGAAUGCACAAAACAACUUGCAGCAGCAUUUCAUGAGGAAUUUGUUGUAAGAGAAGAUUUAAUGGGACUUGCAAUAGGAACACAUGGUAGUAACAUACAGCAAGCGAGGAAAGUUCCAGGAGUAACUGCAAUUGAGCUUGAGGAAGAUACUGGUACUUUCAGGAUCUAUGGAGAGAGUGCUGAUGCAGUAAAAAAGGCUAGAAGUUACUUGGAAUUUGUGGAAGAUUUUAUUCAGGUUCCCAGAAAUCUUGUUGGAAAAGUUAUUGGAAAAAAUGGAAAAGUGAUUCAGGAGAUUGUAGACAAGUCUGGAGUUGUCCGGGUGAGGAUUGAAGGGGACAAUGAAAACAAACUGCCCAGAGAAGAUGGAAUGGUCCCAUUCGUAUUUGUUGGCACUAAAGAAAACAUUGGAAAUGUCCAAGUUCUUUUAGAAUACCAUAUUGCCUACCUGAAGGAAGUAGAACAGCUAAGGAUGGAGAGGCUCCAGAUUGAUGAACAACUGCGUCAGAUUGGUAUGGGUUUCAGACCUUCUUCCACCAGAGGUCCUGAAAAAGAAAAGGGGUACACUACUGAUGAGAGUACUCUCUCCUCAGUACAAGGGUCCAGGUCAUAUAGUGGAAGAGGGAGAGGUCGCAGAGGCCCCAAUUAUACGUCUGGUUAUGGUACAAACUCUGAGCUGUCUAAUCCCUCUGAAACGGAAUCUGAAAGAAAAGAUGAACUGAGCGAUUGGUCACUGGCAGGAGAAGAUGACCGGGAGAGCCGACAUCAGCGGGACAGCAGAAGACGUCCUGGAGGAAGAGGACGUAGUGUUUCUGGGGGUCGUGGACGUGGUGGACCACGUGGUGGGAAGUCAUCCAUUAGCUCUGUGCUUAAAGAUCCGGACAGCAACCCUUACAGCUUACUUGAUAACACAGAGUCAGACCAGACUGUGGACACUGAUGCCAGUGAAUCUCAUCACAGUACUAACCGUCGUAGGCGGUCACGUAGGCGAAGGACUGAUGAAGAUGCUGUUCUGAUGGAUGGAAUGACUGAAUCUGACACUGCUUCUGUUAAUGAGAAUGGCUUAGUCACAGUAGCUGAUUACAUAUCGCGAGCUGAAUCUCAGAGUAGACAAAGAAACCUCCCAAGGGAAACAUUGGCCAAAACCAAGAACGAAAUGGCAAAAGAUGUGAUUGAAGAACAUGGCCCUUCAGAAAAAGCAAUAAAUGGCCCUGCUAAUGCGUCUGCGGAUGAAUCUUCUAAGCCACAGCCUAGCCCUGAAGAAGAGAAGUCAAGUACUAUACAAGAAGAAGAAAAUAAUCAGGAAGAAGCAGUGCUGAAUGGUGUUUCAUAAACUGAAGUUCCUAGUUUACAGUUCUUUUACAUUACAUUUUACAAUAGUGCUUGUAUAAGCUUGCCAAAGAUAGAAUAUGGAUCGCCAGUCUUGACACCGCACUUUCAGUUCCUCCAUUUUGGAAUUCAGAAAGGGGAGGGAUCCUGAAGAAAUCAUAUGUUAAACAUACUUUGACACCUACUGUGUUAUAAAUAUAUCAUCAGAUGUGCCUUGAGAUAGUAUAUGUAACAUUUAAAUAAACAAAAACUUGCUGGCUAUAGGAAAUGUUAUUUUGUUUUCAAAAUAUGGCAAAGAUGUGGGGGGAAUCCCUAAUGUAAUAUUCUUUAUGAAAGCAUUAGCUGCUUUUGUUACAUUUUUAAUAAUAUGCAACCACUUCUUCACCUGAGGAAAACUAGAAAGAAAUGCAGUCUAAAAUAUUUUGCACUGAAUUGUAAUUUCUCCAUUAGUUUAGUCUGGAAACUGGUCUGUUUUAAUACAUGUUUUUUAAAUGCUGUAUGUAGAGGAAAAAAACUGCAGACCACUGGAAUACAUUUGUUAAAUUCUCAUAAUCUGCAGGGAUAUUGGGUGACAUUGGCAGUGACUGUUCUACUUUGAGGCUUUGUUUGGUUUAUUUAUUAAACUGUACAGUAUUUAAAAAUCAAACAUAGCUUUAGAUAAAACACUAAGCUGAAUUAGUCAUGUCCAUUAAGACAUAACCUGAACUACUGAAAAGAUCAAUUUCCAGAAAGUUUAUUCUGUAUAAACUACAUAUGUUAGUCCUUAGUAGAGUAUUUUUAUUUUGGUUGUUUGAUGUGCAAUAUGUUUUUGUAUGCUGGUAGAAAAAAAUAAACUUUGAUCUUCCAUUG
Messenger RNA from Emys orbicularis (European pond turtle), 2917 nucleotides. It is a transcript of the gene FXR1, whose product is annotated as FMR1 autosomal homolog 1. The record is from RefSeq and is a predicted model, not a curated record. Gene Ontology annotation, biological process: positive regulation of translation; regulation of mRNA stability; positive regulation of protein phosphorylation. The transcript has 16 exons. Gene Ontology annotation, cellular component: dendritic spine; presynapse; neuronal cell body. Bases 117 to 2072 code for a protein of 651 amino acids. Lineage: Eukaryota; Metazoa; Chordata; Testudines; Emydidae. Gene Ontology annotation, molecular function: mRNA 3'-UTR binding; protein homodimerization activity; translation regulator activity.